AUGGACCCAGCAAAGAUUUUUGUUGGUUCUAUCGAUCAGGGAACCACCAGCACCCGAUUUCUAAUCUUUAAUCGCGAGGGAGAUCCUGUCGCAUCACAUCAAGUCGAAUUCAAGCAGAUAUAUCCUAACCCGGGAUGGCACGAGCACGAUCCGCUAGAGCUUGUAUCUUCUGUGGAAACCUGCAUCGAAGAAGCUGUUAAACAAUUCGAAAUCAACGGGUACGACCAACAAUCUAUUAAGGCGGUGGGAAUUACCAAUCAGCGAGAGACUACAGUUGUUUGGGACCAUGAAACCGGGGAGCCACUUUAUAAUGCGAUUGUCUGGACCGACACCCGCUCGCAAGCUGUUGUUGAUGAGCUUAAAAAGAAACCCGGAGCAUCGCAACUUCAACAGAUCUGCGGUCUGCCGCUCUCAACCUAUUCCUCUUCCUCUAAGCUCCUCUGGAUGCUUACAAAUGUUCCCAAGGUCAAAGAGGCAUACGAAAAAGGCACCUUGGCCUUCGGAACUGUUGAUGCCUGGUUGGUUUACCGACUGAACGGCGGAAGCGCUGCCAAUGUUUUCGUCUCUGAUUGUACGAACGCCUCACGUACAAUGUUCAUGAACCUAGAGACACUGGGAUACGACGACUUCUUGCUGGAUUUCUUUGGCAUUAAGGGCCGAGUACACCUGCCCAAAAUUGUUCCUUCUUCAGAUGUCACAGCCUACGGUGCACUCUCCAACGGCAGGCUUGCGGGGGUUCCUAUCAUGGGAUGCUUGGGAGAUCAGUCCUCAGCCCUUGUAGGGCAAAAAGGGUUCUCCCCCGGCAUGGCCAAGAAUACAUAUGGCACAGGAUGCUUCCUGCUGUACAACGUCGGGGACAAACCAGUUAUCUCCAAGCACGGCCUUCUGGCGACUAUAGCGUAUAAUUUCGAUGGACGACCAGUAUAUGCGCUCGAAGGAAGCAUAGCGGUUGGUGGAUCUGGAAUCAAAUUCCUUCAGAAUAAUUUAGAGUUCUUCAGGGAGUCUAAGGAAGUUAACGACUUGGCUUUAACUGUGGAAGACAACGGCGGGUGUGUUUUCGUUACCGCGUUUAGCGGACUUUACGCUCCGUAUUGGAUCGAUGAUGCAAAGGGAACUAUAUUUGGGAUCACCCAAUAUACCCAGAAGGGCCACAUUGCCCGAGCAACACUGGAAGCGACCUGCUUCCAAACCAAGGCAAUUCUGAAUGCCAUGGAGAAAGACAGCGGACACGCCCUAUUCGAGCUCGCUGUUGAUGGAGGAAUGAGCAACUCGGAUCUCGCUAUGCAGAUCCAAGCCGACCUCAUCUCCAUCCCCGUUUACCGCCCCAAGAUGCGCGAAACAACCGCCCUCGGCGCCGCCAUUGCCGCAGGCCUAGCUGUCGGUCUCUGGCGCAACUUCGCCGAGCUCCGCGACAUCAACCGUGCCGGGGGUACAGUCUUCCGCCCGCAGACGAGUCAGGACAUAAGCCGCGAGCAAUUUUCCCUCUGGGAAAAGGCAGUGAGCAUGUGUAGAGGGUGGGUUGGCGAUAAAUCGCACGCAACGGAGCACAGAGACACUGAGGGGAAGCCUACUCAGAAGGUGGAUCUGAGUAACGGUCAUAAGGGGGUUGUUGACGCGGCUUCUGCCACUGCCCCUAGCAACAUUGUGUCACCAUUGUUGUCGGCGAAAAUGAAUGGGGAUUUGGUGCUAUCAAAGGGCACGCCGUGGAUUAAUAUCUCGGGGGAUUUGGAGGAUGCUGAUGAUCAGGACUUGUUUCUGGAGUUGAGGAAGUUAGAGAUUUUACAGAGGCUGAAGAGGUUGGGUAAGGUUAAGGUUACCUACUUUUGAGUUUGGGUUCAUACUUAGGGUUAUUUCUCAACCUUGAAUUCGUA
This is a messenger RNA of Aspergillus nidulans FGSC A4, 1871 nucleotides long. Its product is annotated as glycerol kinase. Gene Ontology annotation, biological process: glycerol catabolic process; glycerol-3-phosphate metabolic process; carbohydrate metabolic process. The transcript is spliced from 4 exons. Lineage: Eukaryota; Fungi; Ascomycota; Eurotiomycetes; Eurotiales; Aspergillaceae. The record is from RefSeq and is a predicted model, not a curated record. The coding region runs from base 1 to 1827 and encodes 608 amino acids. Gene Ontology annotation, molecular function: phosphotransferase activity, alcohol group as acceptor; kinase activity; glycerol kinase activity.